CUCUCAGCCUUUCCCAGGUUGUCUGCGGGAUUGGGAGCCUUGAAGGCGGGCACACACAGAGCAGUGCGGCCCAGGCUGCCGUAGCGAGCACGGACCAGCCUCGGAAACCUCCCGGAGCUUCACUUGGCUCGUUGUCGUUGGGAGUCAGCUCGCACUAAAAGAAGCUAAAGAAAACACCAUGGAUGAUGGCAAGCCUGUGUGGGCGCCUCACCCGACUGACGGCUUCCAGCUCGGCACCAUUGUGGACAUCGGCGCCGGCAGCCUCACCAUCGAGGCUCUCAAACAAAAGGGCAAGACCUUUUUGGCUGCCAUCAGUCAAGUCUUUCCUGCUGAGGAUGACGUCAACAAGCAUGUGGAGGACAAUUGUUCGCUCAUGUACCUCAACGAAGCCACACUGCUCAACAAUGUGCGCGUCAGAUACAGCAAGGACAAAAUCUAUACUUUUGUGGCCAACAUCCUGAUCGCCGUCAACCCAUACUAUGACAUUCCAAAGCUUUACUCGCCAGAGACCAUCAAGCAGUAUCGAGGGAGGUCACUGGGCACACUCCCGCCGCACGUAUACGCCAUUGCUGAUAAGGCCUACAGGGACAUGAAAGUUCUGAAGAUGAGCCAAUCCAUCAUUGUCUCAGGGGAGUCUGGCGCCGGGAAGACUGAAAACACUAAGUUUGUCCUCAGGUACCUGACAUCGUCUUAUGGAACGGGCCAGGACAUCGACGAGAGGAUAGUGGAGGCCAAUCCCUUGUUGGAGGCCUUUGGGAACGCUAAAACUGUGCGCAACAACAACAGCAGCCGCUUCGGAAAAUUUGUGGAAAUCCACUUUAAUGAAAAAAACUCCGUGGUGGGCGGCUUCGUGUCACACUACCUGCUGGAGAAGUCGCGCAUCUGUGUGCAAAGCUCAGAGGAGAGAAACUAUCACAUCUUCUACAGACUGUGUGCAGGAGCUUCUGAGGACAUCCGACAAAAGUUUUACUUGAGCUCGCCAGACACGUUCAGGUACCUGAACCGAGGAUGCACUCGCUUCUUUGCCUCCAAAGACACGGACAAGAAUAUCCUGCAGAACCGCAAAAGUCCAGAGCAUGUCAAGUCGGGCCCGCUAAAGGACCCGCUGCUGGACGAUCAUGGCGACUUCCACCGCAUGGUCGUGGCCAUGAAGAAAAUCGGUCUGGACGACACGGAAAAGUUGGACCUAUUCCGUGUGGUGGCGGGCGUGCUGCAUCUGGGAAACAUCGACUUUGAGGAGGCCGGAAGCACCUCAGGUGGCUGCGCCAUCAAAAAGCAAUCCAGCCAAACAUUAGACCGCUGUGCCGAGCUGCUGGGGCUGGAAGACGACGACCUGAGAGUCAGCCUGACCACCAGGGUGAUGCUGACCACAGCAGGGGGCGCCAAAGGAACUGUCAUCAAGGUUCCUCUGAAAGUGGAGCAGGCCAACAAUGCUCGUGACGCUCUGGCGAAGGCUGUGUACAGCCGCCUCUUUGACCAUGUGGUCACCAGAGUCAACCAGUGCUUCCCGUUUGACUCGUCUGCCAACUUUAUUGGAGUCUUGGACAUUGCCGGUUUUGAGUACUUUGAACACAACAGCUUUGAACAGUUCUGCAUCAAUUACUGCAACGAGAAGCUGCAGCAGUUCUUCAACGAGCGCAUCCUCAAAGAGGAACAAGACUUGUACCAGAAGGAGGGCCUGGGAGUCAAUGAGGUCCACUAUGUGGACAACCAGGACUGCAUAGACCUGGUGGAGGCCAAGGUGUUGGGCAUUCUGGACAUCCUAGAUGAGGAAAACCGCCUCCCUCAGCCCAGUGACCAGCACUUCACAGACACGGUCCACACUAAACAUAAGAACCACUUUCGUCUGACUGUACCCAGGAAGUCCAAGCUGGCUGUCCACAGAAAUGUGAGGGAUGAUGAAGGUUUCAUCAUCAGACACUUUGCAGGAGCCGUGUGUUACGAAACGACAAAGUUUGUGGAGAAAAACAAUGACGCACUGCACAUGUCUCUGGAGUGUCUGGUCAGCGAGUCCAAGGACUGCUUCAUCCGCCAGCUCUUUGACAACGCCAACAACGUGAAAGAUCCCAAACAAAGGGCGGGAAAACUUGGCUUCAUCAGUGUUGGCAACAAGUUCAAGACUCAGCUCAACAUCCUGCUGGACAAACUUUGCAGUACGGGUUCCAGUUUCAUUCGCUGCAUCAAACCCAACUCAAAGAUGAUUAGUCAGCACUUUGAAGGAGCUCACAUCCUCUCACAGCUGCAGUGCUCAGGUAUGGUGUCCGUACUGGACCUCAUGCAGGGCGGCUUCCCAUCCAGGGCUCCCUUCCAUGAACUCUACAACAUGUACAAGAACUACAUGCCCCCCAAACUCACCCGUCUUGACCCACGCCUCUUCUGCAAAGCGUUGUUCAAAGCUCUGGGACUCGAUGAGAAUGACUACAAGUUUGGACUGACUCGAGUCUUCUUCCGACCUGGCAAGUUUGCGGAGUUCGACCAGAUCAUGAAAUCUGACCCAGAUCACCUGGCAGAACUCAUAAAGCGCGUCAACACCUGGCUCAUCCACAGCCGCUGGAAGAAGGUCCAAUGGUGUGCGCUGUCAGUCAUCAAACUGAAGAACAAGAUCUUGUACAGGACCAAGGCUUGCAUCAGCAUGCAAAAGACGGUGCGCAUGUGGCUCUGCAAGAACAAGCACAAACCUCGAAUUGACGGCCUGGUGAAAGUGCGCCACCUGAAGGACAAGAUGGAGCGUUUCAACGAGGUGGUGGCAGGUUUGAAAGAGGGCAAAGAGGAGAUGAGCAAGCAGAUUAACCAGCUAGAUGCCGCUAUUGAUGCCCUUGUGCACAAAAUCAAGAGCACCAUCAUGACCCGCCUGGACAUUGAUCACGACUAUCAGGCGCUUGUGACGCGCUCAGAGCAGCUGCUGACAUCCAUGCAAAACAAGAAGAAGGAGGAGGAGGAGCGUGAGCGUCUUCGGCGCCUCCAGGAUGAGAUGGAGAGGGAGAAGAAGAAGAGGGAGGAGGAAGAGCAGCACCGCAGGGAAGAGGAGGAGGAGAGACGUCUCAAAGCUGAGAUGGAGAUGAAGAGGAAACAGGAAGAAGAACAACGGAAGAUAAGGGAGGAGGAAGAGAAGAAGCUACAGAUGGAAAUGGAGCUGCAGCUGGAGGCGGAACGUGAAGAGGAGCUGUCCCGCCAGGUGGUUCUGGAACAGGAGAGGCGGGACCGUGAGCUGGCGCUGAGGAUUGCCAAAAGUGAGGCAGAGCUUAUCCCAGACGAGGCGCAGAAUGACUUAGCCUAUCGCAGUAACGGAUCCUCGGUUCCGUCGUCUCCAGAACGAGCAGCCGGCGCCGGAAAUCCAACAGUGAAGAGUUUGAGCAUGGAGGAGAUGGUCCAGGAAAUGACGGCGAUGCUGGCGAGAGGUUCUCAAGUGCAAGCGUCCAAAGCGGCAGCUGGCACCAAAAAGUACGAGCUAAGCAAGUGGAAGUACGCCGAGCUCAGGGACGCCAUUAACACUUCCUGUGACAUUGAGCUGCUGGCUUCGUGCAGGGAGGAGUUCCACCGCCGUUUGAAGGUCUACCACGCCUGGAAGUCCAAGAACAAGAAAAGGAACACUGCCGACGCCGACCAGAGGGCACCAAAAUCUAUUACAGACUAUGGUCGUGCUGCCCCUGUGAGAACCGCACCCCAGCAGAAUUCAGCCCCCCCAAUCCCAGCCCGCCAGUAUGAGGUGGCUAUGAAUCGGCAGCAGCGUUUCUUCCGCAUUCCGUUCAUUCGCCCAGGUGACCAGUACAAAGAUCCCCAGGGCAAGAAGAAGGGAUGGUGGUACGCCCAUUUUGACGGGCCCUGGAUCGCCCGGCAGAUGGAGCUGCAUCCCGACAAGCUUCCCAUUCUGCUAGUGGCAGGAAAAGACGACAUGGAGAUGUGCGAGCUGAGCCUGGACGAGACGGGUCUAUCCCGGAAGAGGGGGGCCGAGAUCCUGCCCCGCCAGUUUGAGGAGAUCUGGGAACGCUGCGGCGGGAUCCAGUACCUGCGCAGCGCCAUUGAGAGCCGGCAGGCGCGGCCCACUUAUGCCACAGCCAUGUUGCAGAACAUGUUAAAGUGAGGCCCCACCCUCUGCCUCUAGCCAAGGGACCGGCUAACGAGCUAACAAGCUAACGCAGGGAAUGUUUUCUUUCCCUUUCUUGUCCUUCUUCUUUCUUGUGGGCUUCUGCUUCCUGGGAGAGGCGGAGCCAGGCAGGCAUCCGCCUCAUGUGGAGAAAUAAGAUGAUGACAAGGCCUUAAGUCGACAUGGACAUUACGUUAACGAGCAUUCCUAAUUUUAUUUGUAAUUCCAAGCUGCUAAUGAUUCCUGUUUUGGUUGAUCAAUAUUCAAUAAUGAUCAAUAACUUCAUGUUUUCAUUAAUGAUAAAUCAAUUUUUUUCAUUAAUGAUCAAUGACUUAAUGUUUUCUUUAAUGAUCAACAAGUUUGUGAUGUAAGUUUCUCAGAAGUGCAAUGUUGAAAUUAAUUAACACAACAAAAAAACAGCCAAAAUAAUGCUAACGUUAGCAUGUUGAUGCUAUGGAACUAGCUGUAUGAGCAAGCAGUUGGCUACACUACCAAGCAGCACCCUGCAAGCUUUAUGGUGCAGAAUGAUCUUUUUCAACAGGGAAAAAUUAAUCACGCAUGUUCACAUAAUUAGUUUUGAUAUGUGUGCCGAGUGAGAGUAGGUCAGGUGACCUGGUGAGCCAUCUUUGAACUGGAAGCACACUGGAUCUUUUUUCUACAGCGUGACUACACCAGUUUGUUUGUAAAGAAACUUUCCACUUGGGUGGCUUAGCAGUAAGCGUCACAGGGGAUGUGUUUCUUGUCGCGGCUAAUGCAUGGGGACGUCAUCUUUAUGAGACGCUUUGCAGUUGACCUCACUGUCCUCGGUUUGCAUCACGUUUCAGUCUGAUAGCCAACGUCAAUUGAAAACAUAGAUGCUGUGUGACAGGAACGCCGCCAUGCUUCACUUCCACGCAUCUGAUGUCCUUGCUCCUUUCUCGUAAAUAAACACACUGGUGUGUCACCUGGACUUGUGUCCCUGAA
Molecule: messenger RNA, 5047 nt
Organism: Nerophis ophidion (straightnose pipefish)
Lineage: Eukaryota; Metazoa; Chordata; Actinopteri; Syngnathiformes; Syngnathidae
Product: unconventional myosin-VI-like
Exons: 36
Coding region: 179-4081 (1300 amino acids)
Biological process (GO): inner ear auditory receptor cell differentiation; inner ear morphogenesis; endocytosis
Cellular component (GO): endocytic vesicle; myosin complex; cytoplasm
Molecular function (GO): microfilament motor activity; ATP binding; actin filament binding
Source: RefSeq, a predicted model, not a curated record